AUGACGAAACUUAAAGGAUCCUACCUUCUUACGGGAGCCAAUGGAGACCUAGGUCGUGCACUAAUCACGCAGUUUGCCUUGAAGUCGGAACAUGCAGCUUCCUACCACGGGAUUUACACUGUUCGGAAUGAGGCAACAGCAAAACUAUUGAGAGAUUCUCUGAAAGAGAGCGGUCAUUCAUUUGAAAUACUGCUGCUGGAUUUGACCCAGCUCUCGGAGAUUCGCAGAUUUGCCAAACAACUUGAUGCGCGCAUCAAGAGUGGUCAAAUCCCUCCCCUACGCUCCUUGGUUCUGAACGCGGCUUACCUUGAGCUAUUUAAACAGACGUGGACAGAGGAUGGGUUCGAUAUGAGCUUUGCCUCCGCCUACCUUGGGCAUUGGCUGUUGACUUUGAUGUUGCUUGGCAGCAUGGACCGGAGUGCCGGGCGCGUCGUUGUCGUGGGCAGCGCGGUACAUGACACGGAGAGCAACCAUAAUGCGGUUGGUGGUCAGUACAGGGAUCUCAAGUGGAGGAAGAUAUUCCAUGACAGUACCGACCCACUCGCUCGGGGUACGUGGAGUACCAACGAGGAUGAUUCCUCCUUUAGGAGUGGAUAUCGGCGCUACGGUGCUGCUAAGCUAUGUCAAGUUAUGAUGAUCCCGGAACUUCAGCGCCGCAUUGACCUUGACAAGGCUCUCCACAAUAUAUCUGUUGUUGGAGUUGAUCCUGGCGCGACCCCCAGCGGGAUCACCCGACGUGGAGGCUGGAUCGUGCAUGUUUUCAUCGGGCACUUUGUGAUGGCUAUCCUAGCUUUCGUCUUGUCCCUGUUUUCGUCCAAUGCUGGGGUGCGAACCAAUACUAAGUCAGGCAAGGAUAUGCUGGCGGUUAUGCUUGAAUGUAACCCAACGUUGGGUGACAGGCCAAAAGGACUAUACCUGAAUGGCAACGAAAUGGUGCCAAUGUCGGAAGAGGCUAGAGACGAGAGAAAGACGAGGACUUUGUGGAAGGAUACUUUGAGAUACACUGGACUCCGAUCGAACGAUACUGCCUUGAUGCAUUGGCAGUAA
This is a messenger RNA of Clonostachys rhizophaga, 1047 nucleotides long. The record is from the annotation of a GenBank genome assembly. Lineage: Eukaryota; Fungi; Ascomycota; Sordariomycetes; Hypocreales; Bionectriaceae.